GGCCAAACUCGCAAACGAAUUAAAUAAAAAUAAAUAAAAAAAGGGAACUCCAAUAGUUUAUUUUUUAUUUUUUAUUUUGUAUUAUUAUUAUUUGGGUUUUCCUUUCUUUUCCCUUCUCUGUUGGAGAUGAAUGGAGAAGGAAAAGAAAGCGAGGAGGUGAAAAUGGAGGAAGUGAACAGAGAGCGGUUGGUUUUCAUGUGGGGAUAUUUACCUGGAGCGCUACCGCAACGGACGCCGCUUUUAUCGCCUGUUUCUGUGCGGAUUCCGGCUUCUGUCGGUUGUUCUUGGACGGACGUAUGCGGUGGCGGUUGCGGAUUCGCCAUGGCCAUUUCUGAUUCAGGGAAGCUUAUCACAUGGGGUUCAACGGAUGAUUUAGGUCAAAGCUACGUUACAUCCGGGAAGCAUGGGGAAACGCCAGAGCCAUUUCCACUUCCAACUGAAGCUUCUGUAGUAAAAGCAGCAGCUGGUUGGGCUCAUUGUGUUGCAGUUACAGAAAAUGGAGAAGUUUAUACAUGGGGGUGGAAAGAGUGUAUUCCCUCAGGGAAGGUAUUUGGUGAUCCAUCCAUGGGAACAAGCUUAGAGAAGGAUGUAUUCGAAAGACAGAACUCAUUUUUGACAGAGCAAGUCUCUCAAAGCUCAAGAUCAAGUGGCGGAACAUUUUCUGCUGCUGAUAGUAAGGGUGGUGGAGAGGAAAGUACAAAAAGAAGAAGAAUAUCAUCAGCAAAACAGGCCACUGAUAGCUCAUCAUCUGGUGAUGAAACUCUCUCGGCAUUGCCAUGUCUAGUAACUUUGAAUCCGGGAGUGAGAAUUGUUUCUGUGGCUGCCGGUGGUCGCCAUACUCUAGCAUUGUCAGAUGUUGGACAGGUCUGGGGUUGGGGCUAUGGAGGUGAGGGACAGCUUGGCUUGGGUUCCAGGAUACGAAUGGUAUCCUCUCCCCAUCCUGUACCUUGCAUUGAGCCCUCAUCUUAUGGGAAAGAUAGAGCUGCUGCACUUUCUCGAGGAAGCAUGAGUUCAGAGGGGCAGAGUUUUAGAAUUCCUGGAAGUUAUGUGAAGGCAAUUGCCUGUGGAGGACGACACAGUGCAGUAAUCACAGAUGCUGGAGCACUUCUUACUUUUGGCUGGGGACUCUAUGGACAGUGUGGGCAAGGAAGUACAGAUGAUGAAUUAAGCCCAACUUGUGUAUCUUCCUUACUGGGCAUCAGGAUAGAGGCAGUUGCAGCAGGACUGUGGCACACAGUUUGCAUAUCAGCUGAUGGUGAUGUGUAUGCAUUUGGUGGGAAUCAGUUUGGGCAGUUGGGAACUGGUGGUGAUCAGGCUGAGACUCUUCCCCGGCUCUUGGAUGCUCCAAGUUUGGAAAAUACACAUGCAAAAGUUGUCUCAUGUGGAGCUCGUCACAGUGCUAUUAUCACAGAGGAUGGGAAAGUGUUCUGCUGGGGAUGGAACAAGUAUGGCCAGCUUGGCCUGGGUGAUGUGAUUGAUCGCAACAUUCCUUCUCAAGUUACGAUAGAUGGUUGUGGCCCUAAAAACAUCGCAUGUGGCUGGUGGCAUACCCUGCUUCUGGCUAACUCCCCCACUUGAGUAGCUAGACCUUUUGCGGGCCUUGGAACAGUUUUGUUAGUUUCCCCAGGAUUAUUUGCAUUUACUACCAGAAAAGUGCCAUUGUUUCAAAGACAAAUCCACGUUGAUGCAGUUGACUGACAAUUUGUCGGAUGGUGGCUCGAAACAAUAGUCGAUCCGCAUCGUGCAGAGAAGAAAUUAGAAUGAAGGAGACAAUGAACUGGUUUGUUUUCAAGGUGAAGUUUUACGGUUUGCUGGAAUCCUUGGUUACUGUGGUUACAAGGUUAGGUUGCCUUUUGACAAUAUGCAACUGAUUGUUGGUAGUUGGUUUGAUCAAUUAAUGAAUCACGCUGACCAUAUGAACUGGUUAGAGGAGUAAA
Messenger RNA from Theobroma umbraticum, 1937 nucleotides. Its product is annotated as ultraviolet-B receptor UVR8-like. NCBI's taxonomy places the organism in Eukaryota, Viridiplantae, Streptophyta, Magnoliopsida, Malvales, Malvaceae. The record is from RefSeq and is a predicted model, not a curated record.